Molecule: messenger RNA, 1464 nt
Organism: Lampris incognitus (smalleye Pacific opah)
Lineage: Eukaryota; Metazoa; Chordata; Actinopteri; Lampriformes; Lampridae
Gene: otol1b
Product: otolin 1b
Exons: 4
Coding region: 1-1464 (487 amino acids)
Molecular function (GO): protein binding
Source: RefSeq, a predicted model, not a curated record
AUGAGGAUUGUCUCCGGUUACACCACCUUUAUCGCCGUAUUGGCGGUGGCGCUCACCGUGGCGUCCUAUUCUGAAGCGAAGGCCACGCAGAAGCCCAAAUACCAGUACACGAAGAAGCCCAUCGCCCAAGUCACCACGCGCAGUCCUCCAACCACAAGCGUGUCUAAGACUCUGAAGGUUGUGGACAACAAAAGUCCCGCGGAGCCCUUCCUGUCGGCUACCACAGACAGGACCACCUACCCAAACGAUGUCUUCCCCGAGUACUAUACAGACAGCACCGCCCCCGCUGGUUUUGGGCAGGAGAAUUACACCCUGGAUUACAACGAGUGCUACUUCAACUUCUGCGAGUGCUGCCCACCUGAGCAAGGCCCCAAGGGGCCAAAGGGAGACAGCGGGCCAGCAGGUGCACCUGGUGAGAAAGGCGAGCCAGGGCCGGGUGGUUCACCUGGACUGCAGGGUCUGAAAGGCACCGCGGGUUCAAAAGGAGACAAGGGAGAUAAAGGCAACCAAGGAAAUGCCGGGAUGGCUGGGACACCAGGAGUUCCAGGGAAACCAGGACAAAAAGGUGACCUCGGCGCCAAAGGUGAGAGGGGGGAAAUAGGAUUGCGCGGAGUCAAAGGGGACACUGGGCAGACAGGUGAGCAUGGCCGGAGCGGAACAGCUGGAGAGAAAGGAGAACCUGGAGAAGAAGGGCCGUCCGGACCUCCAGGACUGGCUGGGGAGCAGGGUGUUAAGGGAGACAAAGGUGACAGAGGGGAGUGUGGCACAUUCGGGGAGAGGGGGCAGAAGGGUGAUCGAGGGGACCCCGGGCCCUCGGGUAUACCGGGAGCAAUGGGUAUUCCGGGAUUGAAUGGCAAGUACGGUCUCCCCGGUCCGGCGGGCAUUCGAGGGGAUCAAGGACCUCCUGGACCUCAGGGAGAACCUGGGGUGAGAGGCCCACAGGGACCCCAGGGAAUAAGAGGGGUGUUUGGGCCGAAGGGGGACCGGGGUUACCCUGGGAUGAGAGGGGAGCGUGGCCCCAGAGGCAUGAAAGGAGCCAAGGGGUCCGGAGUCCCACAGAAACGCUCCGCCUUCAGCGUUGGCAUCUCCCCGAGCAAAUCUUUCCCUCCCUCGGGCCUCCCCAUCCGCUUCGACAAAGUCUUCCACAACGAGGAAAAUCAUUUCAACCUCUCCUCAAACAGCUUCACGUGUGUCCACGCCGGGGUUUACGUCUUCUCCUUUCACAUCACCGUCCGCAACCGGCCGCUACGCGCCACCCUGGUGGUGAACGGCUCGCGGCGUGUCCGGACGCGUGACUCGCUCUACGGUCAAGAUAUCGACCAGGCGUCCAUGCUGCUGCUUCUGCGGCUGGCGGCAGGCGACCAGGUUUGGCUGGAGACGCUGAGAGACUGGAACGGGGCGUAUGCCAGCAGUGAGGAUGACAGCAUCUUUUCCGGAUUCCUGCUGUACUCUGACCAGGCGUGA